This is a messenger RNA of Aspergillus pseudoviridinutans, 297 nucleotides long. RefSeq lists its product as uncharacterized. The record is from RefSeq and is a predicted model, not a curated record. Bases 1 to 297 code for a protein of 98 amino acids. The transcript has 2 exons. NCBI's taxonomy places the organism in Eukaryota, Fungi, Ascomycota, Eurotiomycetes, Eurotiales, Aspergillaceae.
AUGAAGCUGGCCGUCGCUCUUCUCGCUGGCGCUAGCUUGCUUCCUGGCGCCCUGUCCUUCACGAAUGCAUGCAAAGAAGGUCUUCUAUACUGUGGCAAAACCCUGGAGCAGUAUCAUGGAUACUCAACUCAGGAGCUCAUGUCGGUUGUCUUCAUGGGCAAUCUGGAUGCCCUUGUUAAACCGGACGAUGCGCUCUUCAAAUGCAAAGAUUCCAACGGUGGCAUACAACUGAGUACUUUCUGCUAUUUGGGUUGCAUUCAGCCUCCAAAUGGUGAUACCUGUGCCUCGGCAACUUAG